CCAACAGCAUUAAGACAUCGGAUACUCCAUUUAUAUGUGCCUGCAGAAACUCAGAGAGGGAGAGAGAGCGCGCAAAAGGGAGUUGACCAUGUUGGUCUCCAUUUUGCUGAGUUUUUCAUUCCCUGCAUCCACUUCUCUUUUCAUCACGGCAUUAUCUGUGAUUAACUUGACAUCCUCUGCUUAUAUUGGGUUCUCCGAAGUACGAGGAAAGCACUUGUUGUACUCCAAAUUUUGGAAUGCAAUUUCUUCAGAAUCUGGACGAAGAAAAGGAGAGCAAAUUACUCUUUCUAGCAGAACAGGCAUGCUGUUUCUUUAUACUCCCACGUUUCUUGUUGGUCUCGCAUCCUUUGUGCUUUUCCCACUUCAGGAUCUUCGAAUCUUAUUGCUCGUUUCUGCUAUAACCCUUCAUUUCUUCAAGAGAGUCUUAGAGGUCCUAUUUGUCCACAAAUACAGCGGCAGGAUGGUUCUUGAUUCUGUAAUUGUCAUCUCUUCUGGUUACUUUGUGUCCUUUGCAAGCAUGAUCUAUGCCCAACACCUGACACAAGGAAGUUCAGAGCCACCAGUUGACUUAAAGUAUCCCGGAAUUUUGCUGUUUCUUGUGGGUAUCAGUGGCAACUUCUACCACCAUUUCCUGCUCUCCAAACUGAGGAGGGAAGAGGGUGACAAAGAAUAUAGGAUUCCCAAGGGUGGUUUAUUUAACUUGGUGAUAUGCCCACAUUAUCUUUUCGAAAUUAUAGAUCUCUUAGGGAUCUCAUUCAUCUCUCAGACAUUGUAUGCAUUCUGUCUCACACUAGGCUCUGUGUUUUACCUGAUAGCAAGGAGUUAUGCCACUGGGAGAUGGUACCUGUCAAAAUUUGAAGAUUUUCCUGAGGAUGUCAAGGCUCUCAUUCCCUAUGUUUUCUAGAAUGUGAAACACUGUUUAAAUGCAUGAUUGGUUUUUGUUGAUAAAUAAAUCUUACAAUGUUAACAUUCCUGUUAUCAAAGUUAAA
Molecule: messenger RNA, 989 nt
Organism: Juglans microcarpa x Juglans regia
Lineage: Eukaryota; Viridiplantae; Streptophyta; Magnoliopsida; Fagales; Juglandaceae
Product: 3-oxo-5-alpha-steroid 4-dehydrogenase 2-like
Exons: 2
Coding region: 35-904 (289 amino acids)
Biological process (GO): lipid metabolic process
Molecular function (GO): oxidoreductase activity, acting on the CH-CH group of donors
Source: RefSeq, a predicted model, not a curated record